AUGCUGGAACGGUCCUUAAAGGUUGUCAACAUACAUGCUGCUAGUGAGAAGUUUGCUGAAUUAGUUCAUCUCCUUGAGUCAAGUUUUGAUGUGAGAACUUUCAAAGAGAAGCUGGAAGAUGAAUAUCUUGAGAUACCUACAGACAGUGUGAAACGCGUUUGUGCAGGACUUAUACUACGAGAAAUAAAGGACUUUUGGCGAGUGGCACUUCUUGUAUCCAUUCUCUCCAACCCAGAAGCUGAAAAUGCUGCUGGCAUCCUCAACAAGCAGGAUGAGCUGCAUUGGAGAAAAGAGAAAUACAUCAGAGUUGAGCGUGCCAUAACUGACUUAGAUCUUGAUGGGGUGUGGAAGCUGAAGCUGGUACUUGACGGCAAAUCUAUUAUGGGUGAUAUGCAGGUCAAGUCAGGAGGUCCAUUGAUAGGAAAAUGGCAACAACGUGCCCUGAAAUGGCAGCUUGCGCAUCCGAACGGAACCAUGGAUGAGUGCAUCGAAUGGAUGAAACAGUCGCAGUCGAAAUGCCAAAAAGUAGAAUCCAGCACCUGAUACGGGAUGGCAUUUUGAGCAUAGGCAUAAGCCAUAGGCAGUCUUCAGAUAGGUAAACCAGCUGCAGUAGCAACAGUUUGCGUCAGUUUAGCCACCACCUGGGUUGAACACUGAAACGCCUGCUGCCACCAAUGGGAAAUGUAAGAUCGUCAU
Panicum virgatum (switchgrass) is the source of this 696-nucleotide messenger RNA. RefSeq names its product tRNA nucleotidyltransferase cca2-like. Gene Ontology annotation, biological process: tRNA 3'-terminal CCA addition. The record is from RefSeq and is a predicted model, not a curated record. NCBI's taxonomy places the organism in Eukaryota, Viridiplantae, Streptophyta, Magnoliopsida, Poales, Poaceae. The transcript is spliced from 5 exons. The coding region runs from base 1 to 543 and encodes 180 amino acids. Gene Ontology annotation, molecular function: ATP:3'-cytidine-cytidine-tRNA adenylyltransferase activity.